AUGCAAUACGUUCUUGCCGUUAAAGUGCAUUACGUUUACGUAUAUCGUAUCAUUAAAAUCAAUAUUAUCUUUAAGUCUGAUACUAAACCUUUCCGAAGAGCGUCCGAAUACUUAAUAAAGGAGUCAGCUCUCUUAAAACUAGAACAACAAGCAACAAUUGAGUAUUUUACCACCGAGUGUUUUGCAAUUGCAAAUACUUUAACGACGUCACGAAUUUUACGAAGAUUACGAGAGAUCGCUACCGGCGAUCCAACACUGAUCUGUGAUUGUUUAAUCGCCUAUUACUCAAUCACAAAGAAGCUAGGAUCGAUCGAAGAGUUGGGACUUUACUUCUACUUACUCGAAGAGUGUAGAAGUGCAAUACAACAAUAUCAUCAACGCUGUAGAGCCACGCCAGCUACACACAGCAUACAAUACUACGCCUCGACGCCCGGCAAUAUGCAAUCAAUCGACCCCCGAGGCAGACAAGGAGCUUCUGGAACGUCAGCAAGAGCUCAAACAACAAGGACACCGGCACCGGCGGACCCUUUUUCGAAACCCGCGGAACCUCCCUCAAUGCUACCGAACGACUUAAGCACUCGGAAUACCCUCGAAGCCUUAGACGAAGACGCGUCGGACCUCGGUUUUGACCUCGAUUCACUACCGUAUUCGAAGCCGGAAAGUCAUACAAAGGCUAGAUUAAUUAUCGAAGACUUCUUGGACAUAAAGAGUAAAGGAUUAAGAGACUACGAGCUUUGGUCUUUAUUCCGACACGCGUUUGCUAAAUGGACCGCGGACGAGUUCUCGUUAGCAGCUAAACAAGCACACGGCCGAGGAAGCAAGCAAAAAGGCUACGCCAAUGGACUAGCCUCAAUUAUACAAAUGGAAAAGGAGCAUCAAUGGACCUGGGAGGAGCAGCGAGCUCAACAAGCAGCAAUCGAGGGGUUUGAUUCUAAGUGGAACGAUAUUACAAUCGCUCGCUUAAAUCGACAAACUGAGGAAGUCGCUAAAAUUCAAAGGAAGCAAGUCGAAAGGUUUCUUAAUCAGUCAGGUCUUAUUCGUCUUAUCAAAAUCAUCGACGAGCCUUUACUUUCGAAUUCACCUCUACCUCCAACUUUAAAUUCGCUUCGCCAAUCACUCCGAAAAGAGUACGAGGAGCUCCGACGCCAAAAAGACGCUAUUGCGCGAGACCUCGAUGAUCUACGCAAUUUGACAAUUACGAGGGACGUGCAACAGCGUAAAAAGAGAAUCGAGGAGGCUACAAGGCAUAAGGAGGAGCUCGAGGCAGCUAAGGCAGCAAAGCAAUCAUCAAGGCGCAGUUCUCGCAGUUCUCGCGAUUCACUUCCUUCUCCCGAAGUAAUCUCACUAGAAUUAAUUCGAAAGGAGAAUCCAGCUAAUUCGUUAGCUGAAUGCUUUGAAAAGCUCGAAAAGGAGCUAAGAGUAGUGCAAAAGGCUCUUCGACCAGGUCUAAGGGACGAUAAGAGUCUCGCCGACAAGCUGUAUUCAGCUUAUAAAAACGUGCUAGAGACGACUAUUGCGCGAAUGAACCCUGCUUCUACUUCUACCGCCGCAAUUGCUAAUAUUCGCUAA
Molecule: messenger RNA, 1569 nt
Organism: Drepanopeziza brunnea f. sp. 'multigermtubi' MB_m1
Lineage: Eukaryota; Fungi; Ascomycota; Leotiomycetes; Helotiales; Drepanopezizaceae
Source: RefSeq, a predicted model, not a curated record